GUAGCACGCAGCUUUCCCAGAAGGCAGUUCGUGCUUCUCGCUUCUUCCCGGAUCUGCCUGGUGAGCGCGUGAAGUGCUUCUCUGCAGACUGGCCAUGGCGCUUCACGUCCCCAAAGCCCCGGGCUUUGCUCAGAUGCUCAAGGAGGGAGCGAAACAUUUUUCAGGAUUAGAAGAAGCUGUGUACAGGAACAUACAAGCUUGCAAGGAGCUUGCCCAAACCACUCGUACAGCAUAUGGACCAAAUGGAAUGAACAAAAUGGUUAUCAACCACCUGGAGAAGUUGUUCGUGACAAAUGAUGCAGCAACUAUUUUAAGAGAGCUAGAAGUACAGCAUCCUGCUGCAAAAAUGAUUGUAAUGGCCUCUCACAUGCAAGAGCAAGAGGUUGGAGAUGGCACAAAUUUUGUUCUGGUAUUUGCUGGAGCUCUUCUGGAAUUAGCUGAAGAGCUACUGAGGAUUGGCCUGUCAGUUUCAGAGGUGAUAGAAGGUUAUGAAAUAGCCUGCAGAAAAGCCCAUGAGAUCCUUCCUGAUUUGGUAUGUUGUUCUGCAAAAAACCUUCGAGAUGUUGAUGAAGUGUCAUCUCUACUUCAUACUUCCAUAAUGAGUAAACAGUAUGGUAAUGAAGUAUUUCUGGCCAAGCUUAUUGCUCAGGCAUGUGUGUCUAUUUUUCCUGAUUCCGGCCAUUUCAACGUUGAUAACAUUAGAGUUUGUAAAAUUCUGGGCUCUGGUAUCUAUUCCUCUUCAGUAUUGCAUGGCAUGGUUUUUAAAAAGGAAACUGAAGGUGAUGUAACAUCUGUCAAAGAUGCAAAAAUAGCAGUGUACUCUUGUCCUUUUGAUGGCAUGAUAACAGAAACUAAGGGAACAGUAUUGAUAAAGUCUGCUGAAGAAUUAAUGAAUUUUAGCAAAGGAGAAGAAAACCUCAUGGAUGCACAAGUGAAAGCUAUUGCUGAUACCGGUGUGAAUGUCAUAGUAACAGGUGGCAAAGUGGCAGACAUGGCUCUUCAUUAUGCAAAUAAAUACAAUAUCAUGUUGGUGAGGCUGAAUUCAAAAUGGGAUCUCAGAAGACUGUGUAAAACAGUUGGUGCUACAGCUCUUCCUAGAUUGACUCCUCCGGUCCCAGAAGAAAUGGGCCAUUGCAACAGUGUUUCUCUCUCAGAGGUUGGAGACACACAGGUGGUUGUUUUCAAGCAUGAAAAGGAAGAUGGUGCCAUUGCUACUGUAGUACUUCGAGGCUCUACAGACAAUCUGAUGGAUGAUGUAGAAAGGGCAGUGGAUGAUGGUGUUAAUACUUUCAAAGUUCUCACAAGGGAUAAACGCCUCUUACCUGGAGGUGGGGCAACAGAAAUUGAGUUGGCCAAGCAGAUCACAUCAUAUGGAGAGACAUGUCCUGGACUUGAACAAUAUGCUAUUAAGAAGUUUGCUGAAGCAUUUGAAGCUAUUCCCCGGGCACUGGCAGAAAAUUCUGGUGUUAAGGCCAAUGAAGUGAUAUCUAAACUUUAUGCAGUACAUCAAGAAGGAAAUAAAAAUGUUGGAUUAGAUAUUGAGGCUGAAGUUCCUGCUGUAAGGGACAUGUUGGAAGCUGGUGUUCUAGAUACUUACCUGGGAAAAUAUUGGGCUAUCAAACUGGCUACUAAUGCUGCCAUCACUGUACUUAGAGUAGAUCAGAUCAUCAUGGCAAAACCAGCCGGUGGGCCCAAGCCUCCAAGUGGGAAGAAAGACUGGGAUGAUGACCAAAAUGAUUAAAUAAUUAAAUUUUACUAUAGGUGAAAGCUGUAUUUGUAGUAGUACUGCAGGAAUUACCUGAUGUUUUCUUAUUUUCCUUAAGUUAAGAAGUGUCUCAUGUUUGUAUCCUUGGCUGGAUGAUAAAAUAUAAAUGUGUUGUUGCUACCAAAGACUCAGUAUCUGUUGAUUAUUGUUACUGGGUCUAAAUGAAAACAUUUUAAAUGUCUUUGUUCUAUAGUAUUUAGUGAUCUAGAGGCAGUUUGAAAGAAAGGCAGGGGAUUAAGCCUGUUUGUUGGUACCUUGUUAAUGAAAUUAGCUGCAGGAUAAAUGGCAAAUCACUGACGUCAUCAGAGGUCUGUUUUUCAUCUAUUAUCAAGCUCAUUGCCCUUUUGUUUUGUUUUAUUGGAAUAUGACCACACUCAAUGUUUACAUUUGGCUGCUUUCUCACUACAGGGAAAAGGCAGAGUUGAGUAGUUGUGACAACAGAGACCAAAUGACCUGCAAAGCCUAAAAUAUAAUCUGGUCCUUUAUAGGAAAAGUUUGCUAACCUCUAGAGUAGAUCUCCAGAGGUUAGCAACCCCCCACCCCCACCCACUCUGGAAAAC
Messenger RNA from Choloepus didactylus (southern two-toed sloth), 2325 nucleotides. RefSeq names its product chaperonin containing TCP1 subunit 8 (gene CCT8). The coding region runs from base 95 to 1741 and encodes 548 amino acids. Gene Ontology annotation, molecular function: ATP binding; ATP hydrolysis activity; ATP-dependent protein folding chaperone. The record is from RefSeq and is a predicted model, not a curated record. Gene Ontology annotation, cellular component: chaperonin-containing T-complex. Gene Ontology annotation, biological process: protein folding. NCBI's taxonomy places the organism in Eukaryota, Metazoa, Chordata, Mammalia, Pilosa, Megalonychidae. The transcript is spliced from 15 exons.